Chlorella variabilis is the source of this 1373-nucleotide messenger RNA. RefSeq lists its product as hypothetical. NCBI's taxonomy places the organism in Eukaryota, Viridiplantae, Chlorophyta, Trebouxiophyceae, Chlorellales, Chlorellaceae. The transcript is spliced from 6 exons. The coding region runs from base 36 to 1373 and encodes 445 amino acids. The record is from RefSeq and is a predicted model, not a curated record. Gene Ontology annotation, molecular function: protein binding.
GAUCCAGUAGUUGCGAAAGCAGCCCGCAAGGGGCUAUGUGGGCGCUACUACAAAUGACCAGUCUGGGUCUGCGGCCCCAGCCUUUCACAUCGUCGCAGCGGGGCCCGGCAUCCCCCAUCGGGAUCUCCAGGCUCCAAUGUGCUCGCCCCAAGCGCCUGGCGUUGGCCCGCGCCAGCGCUGCCAAGGAGGCCGAGCCCCUGCCCUCUGCCAGCACGGCCAAGGAGGCCGUGGAGCGGGGCCUGGCGGCCUUCGAGGCCGGAGACCCGGCGGCAGCCCUGCAACUCUUCCUCCGCGCGCAGCAGCUGCAGCCCGACGGCGACGAGGCGCGCGCCGCGGCAUACAACGCCGCCUGCGCCCACACGCGCCUGCGCCAGUGGCAGCCCGCCGUCGACACCAUCAAGCGCGCGGUCAACGAGUACGAUUUGAAGUUGACCGUGGCGCUGAACGACCCAGACCUGGAGGCGCUGCGCGAGCGGCGCGAGUGGCUGGAGGCGCUCUCUGACAUGCGCGGCGGCAUCAACGAGCAGCAGUAUGUGCGGCUGCGAAGCGAGGCCAAGGCCCCCUUCCGCCUCACCCGCAUCAUCUUCCUGGGAGGGCUGGCCGUGGGGGCCGCCCUGGGCCUCUUCAUCAUCACCAGCCGCCUGGUGGCGGCGCUGCAGGGCGGCGAGGGCGCGCCCGACCUGCAGGAGACCGCGCAGAACUUUGGCAUCAACGCGGCGGCGCUGGGCGUGCUGGGCUUCUUUGUGUACCGCGACCUUUCCUCCCAAAACAAGGACCAGCAGGUCAUUCUGCGGGAGGAGGCGCUGGGCAGGCUGCAGGUGUCGCUGGGCGGCGAGCGGGUGCUCCCUCUGGCCGCCUUCCGCGGCACCACACGCCCCGUCAUCAUCGCCGGCACCCGCACGCAGCUCAGCCGGGCGCUGGCGGGGGCCGAGCCGUUCCAGGAGGCGCUGCGGGAGCGGGGGGUGUCUGUGGUGCCCGUGCAGCUGGCAGGGGAGGAUGCCGGGGAGAAGCUGCGCCAGCUCAAGGCCGAGUUUGCCGGCGGCGGCGGCAGCUCGAGUAAGGGCUUUGGCAGCAGCGGCGGCGGCGGCGGCGACAAGGCGGCGGCGGCGGCGGCCCCCGCGGCGGCAGCGGGGCUCACAAGCAAGGACCGCAAGUGGCAGCUCAAAGCGUUUGAUGAGAGCGAGUGGCAGCAGUGGCUGGCGGAGCAGAAGCAGGCGGCGGGCAUCACGGCGGAAACAGUCUACGUGCAGGUCCAGCUGGAUGGUACCGUGCGCGCCAGCGGCGCGGGUAUCCCGCCCUGGGCCCAGUUUGUGGACGAUCUGCCCGAGCUGUCCUCGGUGCGCACCAAGUUCACAGACGGCAUCGGGCGGUGA